Molecule: messenger RNA, 1847 nt
Organism: Tarenaya hassleriana
Lineage: Eukaryota; Viridiplantae; Streptophyta; Magnoliopsida; Brassicales; Cleomaceae
Product: protein PHYTOCHROME KINASE SUBSTRATE 2-like
Exons: 1
Coding region: 307-1674 (455 amino acids)
Biological process (GO): phototropism
Source: RefSeq, a predicted model, not a curated record
UUCCUAUCGAUAAAUCGUAUUCGAAAUGCGGCAUUUGCAUUAUUAUUUUUGGGACCUCACGGGGAAAUAAUAAAUCUAAUAUUCUUUCGAAGAUGACAAAGAUUGAACGAAGCAUUCCGAGUUUCAACAAAAGACACAGAAACCACGACCACGGGGGCUUGUCUCGUCAUGGACCCCACCCUCUAUUCAACCACACUUCACUUGGAGAGAAACCAGAGCAUCCUCGUUGGCUUCUUCUUUUUCUCCUUUUUAGAACCCUAAUCUUCCUUGUCAGAAUUAUCAAACAAGAGAGAGAGAGAGAGAGAGAUGGUCAUACUAACUUCAUCUUCUUCAACCCCAAACACAUCCAUUGAUCUCAUGAAGAACAUCACUCGCACCAACAUUAACCACUUCCCUUCUUACUUGAGUAGCAAGGAAGGUGCUCUCGCGCACAAGAAGAUCAUUCAACCGACCAGAACCUUGAUCGGCGUUCCGACCAUUGUCAAUCCUGACGACGUUCCUCCUAUGAACGGUUUCCAUACCCCGAAAAUCCCGAAAAAAGAUCCGGAAGAUGCAGAGAUCGGCGUUUUUGGAGCAGAGAAGUACUUCAAAGGUGACAUGGAUCAUCCAGACAGCAACAGUCCUAGACUUGUGUCUCUGUCCAGCUCAGAGGUUUUAAGUCAGCCGAGGAGCGAGAGGAUCAUCCUUGAAUCGAAGCUAAGCUCGAAGAAAUCCACACGGACUCCUAGCCUUCGUUCUGAAUCCAGCUGGAACAGCCAGAGCUUGUUGCUGAAGAACAGAUACAGGAAGAACUCGAGCUGCAGUUCCUUGCGGGGCAAGAAUACUAUUCCAAAGGCGAGCAAGAGGAGUUUUCUGGCCAAUCUCGGGUGCAAAUGCAUCUGUUCUGACCGGAAUUCAGUCGAUGUGAACGAAGAUAGCUCGCCGAAGCAAAAUUCUGAUCUGGGUUUCCUGGUCCAAGAAAUGGCGCCCCGAAAAGUGCUGAGAUCGCCAGCGAGAAAGAUUGAAACCGAGCUGAGUUUCUCCACAAAUCUCGAGCCGAAAUUUCAGCAGCAAGAAGGAGAGAUAAUCCAGAGGAAGUCUUUGGAAGUUUUCGGGUCACCUAUUCUGGAAAAGAGGAGCAUCCAGAAGAAACUAGCAGUGCUUCCAUGGGAUUCAAGCUCGACAAGAACAGAAGAACGCGGUUUCUUUUCAAAGUACACAGAUGAAAAUGAUAGCGGGAGUGAGGUAAGUUCAGAUUUUUUCGAGAUAGGAAGCCUGACUGGGAAACCAAAACCCUGCCUUGCAAAGCAAGAAAGCGAUCCAGCCUCACCGACAGGUUAUGCCCCUAGCGAGGUAAGCAUACAGUGGAGUGUAGUGACAGCCAGUGCAGCGGAUUUCUCGGUUAUGUCUGAAUGUGUAACAAGUCCUGUCAGACACAAAUCACUUCAGAUUCCUAAAAUCCCAAACCCGAAAUCAAACCAAGAAACAAGACAGAGACGAAAAUCCAGCAGCGGGCUCCUGCUGGGAUGCAAGAGUCAUAAAUCUGUAAGAGUUUCUGGUGAUUCUUACAGGAACAUGAACACAACACCCAGUUAUGUUCCAAGGUUCCCAACAGAAGCAAAGAGGAGGAUGAGUGGCAGUUCGGUUUCUCACUCUCAGUCACCAGGGACGGCUUCACAUCUUCUGUUCAUUUAAGUGAUGCUUUUCAGUUCUAGCUCUCCUGUCUGUAUAUGCAUUUUCAGUUUGCAUGUGUGUGUGCUGUAAGUGAGGAUUUCUGUACUACAAGUGUAAUAUGAUGAACCCGAUGGUAAAAAUCUCAUGAAUUCUUGUUCCUAGAAACUAUAAUCAGACCAAAUGAAUGGGCUGAA